Styela clava is the source of this 1712-nucleotide messenger RNA. Lineage: Eukaryota; Metazoa; Chordata; Ascidiacea; Stolidobranchia; Styelidae. The record is from RefSeq and is a predicted model, not a curated record.
UACUCGAGUGUGUAGUAUAAAGUUUUUGUAAAUAUACCAAAAAAUUCUAACACUAUGUUUUAAAUAUAGAGAUAAUUUUUGAUUUUUAAUUGGUUGAUCUUGGAAAUUCAACAUGAAAUUUUAUUUGCUGACGAUGCAUUGUUUAUUUGCGUUAACUGGAACGUUUGUCGAUGCCAUUGGACCGAUAGAAGUAUCGAAAGAAUUCAUCUUGGAAAAACAUAAUGAGUACCGCAAAGCUGCUGGUGCGAGCAAUAUGAGAAUAAUGACAUGGGACGACACACUCGCCACCUUUGCCCAGAGCGUUGUAGACACAUGCAUAUUUGCGCAUAGCUCAGGCGGUGGUUACGGAGAAAAUCUAUGGGCCGGUACAGGAAACAGCAUUGAUGGGGUUACUACAUCUUGGCAUAACGAGAUAUCAGACUUCGACCUAUCGUCCAACACUUGCUCAACCGUUUGUGGCCAUUAUACCCAAGUGGUGUGGUGGUCAACUUAUAAACUUGGUUGCGCAGCUAGAAGAUGUCCAGGAACUGGGAACUUUUUAGGUGGUAAUGAUUUUACAUUAGUCGCAUGCAACUAUAGUCCUCCUGGAAAUUAUGUUGGAGAACGACCAUUCACUGAAGGCAAACCAUGCUCAGCCUGUGAUACUGACGACUAUUGCUUUGAUAGUUUUUGUGCAAAUGUUGCAGAAGACGGAAAGGACUUUCGUGUCUCUGAAACUACGGCAGCAUCAACGACAACUAGUACCAGUGAAUCCACAACAAGCCAUUUGUCCACGUCAACAAGCCAAAGUACUACUACUACUUCUGCUGCCAUCGAAACAAGUCCAUCAUGGAGUACGACAACUCAAGGUAACUCGCCAUCAAGCACUUCCGGUGGGACAUCCUCGUCCUACACUACCACAAGCAUAUCUGAUGGGACAUCUUCUCCAUAUACUACAUCUACGUCUGACCCUACUCCAACGAUGACGACUUCCACAACAGAUAGCCCAACAAACUGUCCUGGUAGUGAUGGAUGUGGAAAUCCUUGCGUCGUGACCCAAGAAAAGUACAGAGAAAGUCUCAGAGAAUGGAAGAAAGCUAUGGAAAAAUGGCAAAAGGAGAUGAACAAGUUAUGCAAGUCAUGCAAUCAGUAAACUUACGCUUCGAUCGAGCAUGGCGAUUAUUAACCAAUUUGUUAAUUAUCAUACUCCACUUGUUAUAUAAUCUUUCUUGAUCUCGAUUUGUUUAUGAAUAUAAUAAAUUGCAAGUGCUUCAUUUUAUACCUGCUGUAGAUCACAGAAAUGCAAACUAAGUUAGGAAAAAUUGCUACCCAGCAGCUUGAUAAAACCAGUUUUUGCAGUCAAAUAAAUUUUACAAUUCCAGUUGUAUUUUUUGAAUUUUCGUUUUCUAUCACAAAUUUAUGUCGAUGUUCCUACAAUAAUAACCCACUACAUUAAAUACCUUGCACCCAUUUUAUUUCGGUGUUUUUAACUUGUGAUCUCCGUGUUUAACAUUAUACUGAUUAUGGAUUUACUUUCAAAUAAUAACUACUAAAAAUCACUUUUACCAGAUAGUUUCAUAAUACUUUUCGAGCUUAUCGCCCAAAGAUAUUUUAUAUUAGGUAUUCAUCAUGGAUAAUUUUAGCGCUCUGUGUUAUUGUUUUUAUUUGACUGUUUAUGAUGCAUUUAUAUAUUCUCCUAUUAAGUUCUGCUUAAGAUAAAAGAUAACCAAAUA